Messenger RNA from Habropoda laboriosa, 705 nucleotides. Its product is annotated as general transcription factor II-I repeat domain-containing protein 2B-like. NCBI's taxonomy places the organism in Eukaryota, Metazoa, Arthropoda, Insecta, Hymenoptera, Apidae. The transcript has a single exon. Bases 1 to 705 code for a protein of 234 amino acids. The record is from RefSeq and is a predicted model, not a curated record.
AUGCAGUCAAAAUUUAAAGACCAAAUGUUUUUGAAAGAAUUAGCUUUUAUCACGGACGUAACUGAUCAUCUUAACGUUCCAAAUUUAAAACUUCAAAAACGCGAUCAAACGGUUUCUGAUAUGAUCAGUUGCAUAAAUGCUCACGGCAAACGGUUUGAUUCGUUUGUUACUGAAAUUUCCAGAAACGAAUUAUAUAAUUUUCCUAGUUGCGAGGAACUGAAAGAUGAUCUUUCAGAUUCAGAUGCAGAAUUUAGCAUGUUUGCAUCUACAUUGCGUAGUGUAGUUGAUGAAUUUGAUACUCGCUUCAAAGAUUUUGACUUAUUAAAAGGGGAUCUUGCUAUCUUCAACAAUCCCAUGAAAAUUCAUAUUCCGAAUCAAAAUUUCGAAUACCGAAUUGAAUUGUGCGAUGUACAAGCAGAUCAAUUUGUUAUAAGUCGUGGCGAAAUCGGGUUAGAGUUUUUUAAACUUUUACCCGAAAGUAAAUAUCCAAAACUUAGAAAUCUUGGCCUCAAAAUUUGUUCUAUGUUCGGUUCAACGUAUAUGUGUGAAAGUGCAUUUUCAUCCAUGAAAUACAUUAAAUUUUUGAAACGAGCAUUAAUAGCAGACUCAUCGCUGACAUAUUUAAUGCGAAUUGCUUCCUCCGAAAUUCCGAUUGAUAUACCGGCACUCUUCAAGGAUUCGUCCGCAAUGUUCGCAUUAAUUUAA